Molecule: messenger RNA, 3461 nt
Organism: Brassica napus (rape)
Lineage: Eukaryota; Viridiplantae; Streptophyta; Magnoliopsida; Brassicales; Brassicaceae
Product: glycerophosphodiester phosphodiesterase GDPDL4-like
Exons: 13
Coding region: 965-3265 (766 amino acids)
Biological process (GO): lipid metabolic process
Molecular function (GO): glycerophosphodiester phosphodiesterase activity
Source: RefSeq, a predicted model, not a curated record
GCCAUCCGCAACGGCGGUCCAUAAGGAAUCCUUAGCAUUAAUCCUUAAGAUUAAUGAAAUAUAAUAAUAAUAUUUUGGCUUAACUAAUGAAGGAUCAGUCUUUCAAGAAGGAUUGGAAGGACUUGAUCCUUAAUACACGUGUCUCCUUACCCUCCUCUUUCUCCCUCGCUCUCUCUAUCUCUCCUCCCUGGCGCUCUCUCAAUCUCUCCUGGCUCGCCCCAUCAUCGCCCACCAUGGCUCCUCUAUCAUCUUCCUCUUCUUCUUCGUCGCCCAACCCUAGACUGAUCCCUUGGUCCCGCGAACUAUGCGCCGUCAACACCUUCUCCCAGCCAUCGGUCUCGUCUGAACCAACUGCUAAGCUAGCGAUCUCAUCCGAUCCCAAUCGAGUUCUCACCUCAGGUUCCGUCGCAGCCGCCACAUCGAGAAUUGGGGCUUUUGCUGGAUUAGGUCAACACUAUGCUCGUUGCUAUUGGGAUUUUUCUAAAGCUCGACUCAGGAAGCAAGAUGAUCAGUGAAAGAUCAAAACAAUGGUUUCUCUGACUAAAUCCAUUUGCUGGAAGGUUGUGGCAAAGACGGUUGACUCCUCGGGUAGAGGACUCGUGAUAUAUCAAAAGCCAACUUCAGAGUCUUGCUAUAACCACCUCUUUGUUCUAAAGAGGAAGUAAAUGCUUCGUGGAAUGCUCCUCUCCGCCAAUGCAUCUCGAAGUUACCGAGUGGAGGUGUCCAAAAGUGGCCUGAGCUAUGGCCUAAACGGCUUGUGAGUGUAAAGCCUCAAAGUGUUUCGGCUGACACAAACACAUCCAAGAAAGAUACAGAGAAAUGGUCAGAGAUUGUAUCUGAUGUCUAUCUUGAACGUUUAGCUGUAAACUGGUUUAGCAUGAGAAAUGUGAUGGACAUGAAUGCUAGUUUUGGCGGAGAAGAACGAAGUAGGUGAAGUCUCCGCCAAGAUAACUCAGUUUCACCGAUGAUCACAUCAUACAUGCAAGAUAACCCAUCAAUGUUUGUGUCUCGAGCUUCCAAGUUCCUACUCUCUGUUCUCGUCUUGAUCCAGCUUCUACCUACUCAACUCCUUGCUCAAAGAUCCAAAUCUCCAUGGCAGACACUCACUGGAGAGGCUCCUCUUGUCAUUGCACGUGGUGGGUUUUCUGGGUUGUUUCCAGAUUCAAGCUUCAAUGCUUACAGUUUCGUAGCAUCCACAAGUGCUCCCGACGCUGUCUUGUGGUGUGAUGUGCAACUUACAAAGGAUGGAGUUGGGAUUUGCUUCCCUUAUGUGACCAUGUAUAAUGAUUCUAACGUCCAAGGUGCUUACCCUAAAAAGAAAAACUCUUACCUUCUUAAUGGAGUCCCUACUCAGGACUGGUUCACCGUUGAUUUCACCUCCAAGGAUCUGAACACCGUGUUCUUGACCCGAGGAGUAUUAUCACGGUCAAAUGCAUUUGAUAACACCCAAAACGUGAUUUCAACGGUUCAAGAAGUAGCUUCAGAGUUCAAACCUGCAGGGUUUUGGUUGAAUGUUCAGCACGACGCUUUCUACACGCAGCACAACCUCAGCAUGAGCAGCUUUCUUCUAACAGUAUCCAAGACUGUGAUCAUUGACUACCUAUCUUCCCCUGAGGUGUCUUUCUUCCGGAACAUAGGUGGCCGGUUUGGUAAAACCGGACCAAAGUUUGUAUUUAGGUUUCUAGACAAAGAUGACGUUGAGGUGUCGACUAAUCAAACCUAUGGAUCUCUCAUGAAAAACCUAACAUUCAUCAAGACCUUUGCUUCUGGUGUUCUUGUUCCCAAGUCUUACAUAUGGCCGGUGAAAGACCAGUACUUGCUUCCACAUACAUCAUUUGUUCGAGAUGCUCACACAGCAGGGUUACAAGUGUAUGGAUCAGGUUUUGCAAAUGAUUUUGAUAUAGCGUACAACUACAGUUAUGAUCCGUUAACUGAGUACUUAUCAUUCAUGGACAACGGGGACUUCUCUGUGGAUGGUUUUCUAUCUGAUUUUCCAUCAACCGCAUCCUCAGCUGUUGACUGUUUCUCCCAUCUUGGAAGUAAUGCUUCAACACAAGUGGAUUUUCUUGUUAUAUCGAAAAAUGGAGCAAAUGGUGACUACCCUGGCAGCACUGACUUGGCCUAUUCAAAGGCUAUCAAAGACGGUGCCGAUAUCCUCGAUUGUGCGGUUCAAAUGUCAUCAGACGGGAUCCCUUUUUGCUUAAACUCAACCAAUCUUGGAGAGAGCAUGAACAUUGUCCAAACUCCUUUCAGAAACCGCUCAACAACUGUUCCUGAGUUUAACUCACUUGCUGGACUAUACAGCUUUAAUUUGGCAUGGUCUGAGAUUCAGACCUUGACACCUGCUAUUUCAAACCCCUACAGCAGGAAUUUUCACAUGUUUAGGAAUCCGAGGGAGAGAAGUUCAGGGAAGCUUGUUUCACUCUCCGAGUUCCUGAACUUGGCGAAUAACUCCAGCUCACUAGUUGGUGUUUUGAUCAACGUUGAGCAUGCAGCAUACCUGAGAGAGAAGCAAGGACUCGACGUUGUUAAAGCAGUUCUAGACACACUCAAAGAAUCUGGUUACAGCAACGCGACCAAAAGGGUUAUGAUUCAGUCAUCUAACAGCUCAGUCUUGGUCGACAUCAAGAAACAGAGCCGGUACGAGACAGUGUACCAAGUGGAAGAAACAAUCCGCGACAUCCAAGACUCUGCGAUCCAAGACAUCAAGAAGUUCGCUGACGCUGUUGUCGUCGGAAGAUUUUCGCUCUACCCGAUCAGCGCUAGCUUCAUCACCGGUCAGACUAAUCUAGUGGAGAGGCUACAGAAGUUUAAGCUUCCGGUUUACGUUGAAACGUUCCGGAACGAGUUUGUCUCUCAGGCGUAUGACUUCUUAUCUGAUGCGACUGUGGAGAUAAACACGCAUGUUACUGGAGCUGGUGUCAGUGGAACCAUCACUGAGUUCCCUCUCACUGCCGCCAGAUACAAAAGGAACAGGUGCAUGGCCCGCAAAGACACGCCUGUUUACAUGAUCCCGGUUCGGCCAGCUGGCCUGUUAGAAAUCGUGAGUCCUACUUUUUUACCUCCAGCUGAAGCACCAAACCCGGUUUUCACAGAUGCUGAUGUCACUGAACCACCACUUCCUCCGGUCACAGCCAAAGCUCCAACCACCAGCCCUGGACCCUUACCAACUGAUAAAAAAGCUCCUAACGGACAAACACGAGUCACUCUAUCUGUUUUUCUUUCUGCAUUCGAUGUGGUUCUUGCCUCUCUUCUACUUCUGUGAUCACUAUUGACUGAAGUCCUCAGAAACUUGUUACCUCCUAACGGCUCUUGAGAUUCUUGAUUUCUAUUGGGGUUUUUGUUUGUUCAUAUUCUUAUAGUUAUCAUGGGGAUUUGUUAUUGUAGCAUUAUUUAUUGUAAUGUUAAGACUCUUGUGUGCUUUGUAGUAUUUAUGAGACUAACAUUAUUGCUUGAUUAAA